This is a messenger RNA of Procambarus clarkii (red swamp crayfish), 1194 nucleotides long. The record is from RefSeq and is a predicted model, not a curated record. NCBI's taxonomy places the organism in Eukaryota, Metazoa, Arthropoda, Malacostraca, Decapoda, Cambaridae.
AUGCGGCCACCACCAGCCGCCGCCCCGGCCAUCAGCAGCCCGCAAUCAAUUAGUAGUUAUCAAAACUCUCAGGUGCAGCACCAGCCACCAGAGGUGCAGCACCAGCCUCCAGAGGUGCAGCACCAGCCACCAGAGGUGCAGCACCAGCCUCCAGAGGUGCAGCACCAGGCUCCAGAGGUGCAGCACCAGCCACCAGAGGUGCAGCACCAGCCACCAGAGGUGCAGCACCAGCCACCAGAGGUGCAGCACCAGCCUCCAGAGGUGCAGCACCAGCCUCCAGAGGUGCAGCACCAGCCACCAGAGGUGCAGCACCAGCCACCAGAGGUGCAGCACCAGCCUCCAGAGAUGCAGCACCAGCCACCAGAGGUGCAGCACCAGCCACCAGAGGUGCAGCACCAGCCUCCAGAGGUGCAGCACCAGCCACCAGAGGUGCAGCACCAGCCACCAGAGGUGCAGCACCAGCCACCAGAGGUGCAGCACCAGCCUCCAGAGGUGCAGCACCAGCCACCAGAGGUGCAGCACCAGCCACCAGAGGUGCAGCACCAGCCACCAGAUGUGCAGCACCAGCCACCAGAGGUGCAGCACCAGCCUCCAGAGGUGCAGCACCAGCCUCCAGAGGUGCAGCACCAGCCACCAGAGGUGCAGCACCAGCCACCAGAGGUGCAGCACCAGCCUCCAGAGGUGCAGCACCAGCCUCCAGAGGUGCAGCACCAGCCACCAGAGGUGCAGCACCAGCCUCCAGAGGUGCAGCACCAGCCACCAGAGGUGCAGCACCAGCCACCAGAGGUGCAGCACCAGCCUCCAGAGGUGCAGCACCAGCCACCAGAGGUGCAGCACCAGCCACCAGAGGUGCAGCACCAGCCACCAGAGGUGCAGCACCAGCCACCAGAGGUGCAGCACCAGCCACCAGAGGUGCAGCACCAGCCACCAGAGGUGCAGCACCAGCCACCAGAGGUGCAGCACCAGCCACCAGAGGUGCAGCACCAGCCACCAGAGGUGCAGCACCAGCCUCCAGAGGUGCAGCACCAGCCACCAGAGGUGCAGCACCAGCCACCAGAGGUGCAGCACCAGCCACCAGAGGUGCAGCACCAGCCUCCAGAGGUGCAGCACCAGCCACCAGAGGUGCAGCACCAGCCACCAGAGGUGCAGCACCAGCCUCCAGAGGUGCAGCACCAGCAGUUUUUACGGUAUUGA